This is a messenger RNA of Strongylus vulgaris, 369 nucleotides long. The record is from the annotation of a GenBank genome assembly. NCBI's taxonomy places the organism in Eukaryota, Metazoa, Nematoda, Chromadorea, Rhabditida, Strongylidae.
AUGAGGCUUGGAAGGGCAAGGGAGUUAAUAGGGGAGAAGUCGGGGAGUCCUCGUGGUUCAAAUAGACUUCCGGAGCAAAAUCAGUCCAGUGGACGCUCACCAUUUGCCGUCCCUCCACAUUCGCCGUUUGCCCAACGACGCGCUGCCUCCCCUCAGCAUCUAAGUCCUACCUAUACUAGAAAAUUCAGUACACCUCGAUUAUGCCGCGGAUUUUCGGAUCCAGGUGUCCGCCGCCGACCAGCGGCGCCUAUGUUUAUGUUCGGUUCGCUAAGCCCAGAUCGACAUGAUACUGGCUCGGAUCUGUUAACCCUACCACCGAUUCCAGAAGGAGCCUCGUCGUCAUCUGAUUACAAGGACGAAUGCGAAUAA